CAAAGCUCUUGGAUUCAUACAGCUAUAUCAUCACAGACAAAUCCAAACUCAAAAGCUACAGAACAACAGCCAACCAACAAUGGACCCUCAUGACUGCAACUGUGCUACAGGUGGCUCCUGCUCCUGCGGUGAUUCCUGCAAGUGCAAAGACUGCAAAUGCAAGGGCUGCAAGAAAAGUUGCUGCUCCUGCUGUCCAGCAGACUGCACCAAAUGCAGCCAGGGCUGUGAAUGUGCAAAGGGAUGUGAUACCUGCAGUUGUUGCAAGUGACCUGCUGAGUCCCUGUGUUCCAUGUCUGCUGUGAAGUCUUAAUAAUCAGUCAUGUGCAGUUAAUAUAAUCAUUCAUGUGCAGUAUGUUGAUUUUCUGUAACUUUGUAUUUUGAUAAUAAAAGCUUAUGUAUUUCA
Rana temporaria (common frog) is the source of this 403-nucleotide messenger RNA. Its product is annotated as metallothionein-like. The record is from RefSeq and is a predicted model, not a curated record. NCBI's taxonomy places the organism in Eukaryota, Metazoa, Chordata, Amphibia, Anura, Ranidae. The coding region runs from base 80 to 268 and encodes 62 amino acids. The transcript has 3 exons. Gene Ontology annotation, molecular function: metal ion binding.